ACUCUAACAAACUUACUAACAAUUCUAACUAACUCAGCAAUUCUUUUAGAUAUUUCCACUAAACUGGGCUGCCACGUUCUUGGAUUCUCCAUUACGGCUUUGCUGGGUUUUCCUUCAUCUUGCAUAAGUAAUUUUAAUUGGAGGUUUAUCAGGAACCUUCUUAGAUAUUAUAAAAUGUGUUAUGAUCAUGCAGGUCUUUACUACUUUUUCACAUUCUGUACCAUAAACAAAUUUGUCAGCUUAUUUUGACUUCACGAUGUUUCUUUUCAUGACUCUGAAAAAUUAAGUUAGUUUUAUGUGUUGUGUUGCAUUGCAUUUCUACAAGUUGUUGUAGAAUUAUAAGAGAAAUUUCCCAAUUUUGACAUGUUAGGGACAUCAUCUGGACUUGCGGCUUGUCCGGAAUCAAUGGCUCCUGUUAGAUCCCAAGGUAGAAUUUCUCAUGUCAGAGGUUAAUGAAGAGAAAACAUCUGGAAAUUUUAGGGAAAUGGGACACAGAUUGGCACAGGAAGUUGUAUCUUUUGUGAAAAAGAAAAUGGAUAAAUUCUCAAGAUCUGGAGUCCUGAGAACUAUUAAGCUUAGCUUUGUUGGACAUUCCAUUGGAAACAUUAUUUUGAGAACUGCAUUAACAGAAAACAUUAUGGAACCAUAUCUGAGAUAUCUGCAUACGUAUCCUUCUGUUUCUGGACCACAUCUAGGUUACCUAUACAGUUCAAACUCCUUAUUUAAUGGGGGUUUAUGGCUUUUGAAAAAGCUCAAGGGCACACAGUGUAUUCAUCAGCUGACUUUUACCGAUGAUCCUGAUCUUCAAAAUACGUUCUUGUACAAACUUAGCAAGGAAAAGACAUUGGAGAAUUUCAGGAAUAUCAUUCUGCUAUCUUCUCCCCAGGAUGGUUAUGUUCCGUACCAUUCUGCUAGAAUUGAAAUGUGCCCAGCGUCUUCAGGCGACUCCUCAAAAAAAGGCAAAGCUUUUCUGGAGAUGCUUAACAAUUGCAUGGACCAAAUACGUGCAUCAUCCACUGAGUACCGGGUAUUCAUGCGACGUGAUGUUAAUUUUGACAUCUCAUUGCAAGGGAGGAACCUCAAUACCAUAAUUGGACGGGCUGCUCAUAUAAAGUUCCUGGAAACAGACAUCUUUGCGAGGUUUAUAAUGUGGUCCUUCCCAGAUUUGUUCCGUUGAAUGCAGGGGCUUUUGACAUUUUCCUCACAUAUGUGUAUUGUAUUCUCAAGCCUUCAUCAAGCACCAUCGAACCUCCAACUUUUUGACAUGAGGAACGAUCUAUCAUUGAAUCUUGGGGACGGUUUUCAUAAAGGUAAGAGUUUCAUCUUCUCGACGUCCAGACUUGAAGGUGCAGUGAAAUAUCCCACAAUGUAAAUUAUUUGCUAUAAUUUUUCUUCAAAGAUAUUCCCUCUUUAGCAGGCAAUUUAAAGCUUCAAAUGUAUUUUAUAUCUACAAGCAGGGUAAAUUAUUCUUUUGUACAUAGAAAUGUAUAUCGUACGGGGAUUACUGUAAAGCACCACGACAUAGAAUUCCAUUACGGAAUCGAGCACAAGCUUAUUCUGUACCAUCGGUAGACAGUUUGCACUGUAUCACUAUCAAACUGAAUUUUAUCAUUAGACUGGUUUUAUGCUACGUGUUGUUCUGAGGUGAAAUAUUCCGUUUGAAACAAUGUACUGAAGAUUAUUGUGUUGGA
Molecule: messenger RNA, 1691 nt
Organism: Olea europaea var. sylvestris
Lineage: Eukaryota; Viridiplantae; Streptophyta; Magnoliopsida; Lamiales; Oleaceae
Product: protein FAM135B-like
Exons: 4
Coding region: 440-1177 (245 amino acids)
Source: RefSeq, a predicted model, not a curated record